CUCAGUCGGAGUUUGAAACCAACCAAACUAAGCGACCUGCAGAGUACAACCAGAUAAAAGAGGAGAGAAGACAACAAACAGUCCUCUGCUGCUGUGCAAAACCACCUGUGGCUCCGACUUCAACUUUCAACCUCCAAAAUCUACAAAUGGCCAUGAUGCUGAAAGCAUGGACAGUGCUGGCAGCUGUGGUGCUGUGUGUAUUGAUGUGUCUGGGAACGCUGGCGGAUGCCUACCCCCCUAAACCUGAGAACCCUGGUGAAGAUGCCCCACCUGAGGAGCUUGCCAAGUACUACACAGCGCUGAGACACUACAUCAAUCUGAUCACCAGGCAGAGGUAUGGAAAGCGUUCAGGUCAGGAGGAUGUGUUUGCAGAGCUGUUGUUUGGCGGCGACAACAACAGAGGCCAGAGAUCACGAUAUGAUGACUCCUACAUGUGGUGACUCCUCCACGUUUCUCCCUCCUCAUCAGGCAUUCCCUCAGGGUGCAUCCCAGAAUGCUCCUUGAGGGGCCAAAAUGUGCCUCUCCCCUCUGACCCCUGAACCCUACCCCAACCAGUAACCCUCACUGACCACAACUCAAGCUCUCUUUGUCCCUUUUGUCGCUGUCUUACUGUACAUCUUGUCAUUACAACAGAAUCGCGUAUAAAUUAUUAUCAAAGUAAAAUAUAUAUAGAUAUAUAUAUAUAUAUAUAUAUAUAAGAUCAGAGCUACUAAUCAGAAUGUGUCUGUGUGUGUCAGCGUUAACGUCCCGCCGCUGUCCAAUGCUGUUUACAGGAGGAAGGUCUUGUUUUAACGUUGCUGCUGUCAAAAGCAACAUUAGAAGAGAUCAAUAAAACUUUUCUGUGUGAUUAAAAUUUGUUGAUGAAUGACUCUCUUUGGGUAUUCAUGAUAUGACAAUCUAAGUAAGCAGAGAUAUUCAAAUCUGUGUUGUUUUUGGAUAAUAAUCAUGACAAAUUCUAAUACAUGGUAAAAAGGUUUUUAGAUUUUUAUUCAGAGUGCAAUCAAAAACAAAGGGUGCUUGCUAAGACUACUACUUUAAAUAUGUAUCUAAAGAUAAGGCUGGUUUUUAUUUGUUCUCAUCUGGUCAAAAAAAUCACAAUUAUUUGAGUCCACCACUACAUAUUUUUCAUAAACCCCAUUCUUCUUCUUUUUCAAGCAGAUCAAGCCUAUUGGUAACCAAAAAAAGCAAAACAUUAUUAAAAACAUGUCACAAAUAUUCAGUUGUACUCACCUUAGUAUGUAUUAAGCAUUAGUCAGUCAUGACAUUUUGUUUUUAAUUCGGGGGACUUUUUAAGUGGCAAAAUAAACCGUAUUUCAUACUUUAGUGCACAUUUGGGUUUUGAGGAAUAGAUUUGUGGGACUUCAUCCAAUUAAAACAAAUAAAUGUGUUUAAUGGAAA
This is a messenger RNA of Labrus bergylta (ballan wrasse), 1398 nucleotides long. RefSeq names its product peptide YYa (gene pyya). Gene Ontology annotation, biological process: feeding behavior; neuropeptide signaling pathway. The record is from RefSeq and is a predicted model, not a curated record. Gene Ontology annotation, cellular component: extracellular region. NCBI's taxonomy places the organism in Eukaryota, Metazoa, Chordata, Actinopteri, Labriformes, Labridae. Gene Ontology annotation, molecular function: neuropeptide hormone activity; neuropeptide Y receptor binding.